AUGCCCCGCGAAGUCAAAAAGCGAGGCCGCCGCCACCAAGAAAAGGAGCGGAAAAGCAAAGAGACCGACAGAUAUGAGCGAUCUGCGAAGCGGUUCAAAACCGAGCACAUCCCAGCGGAGGAGACCGCGGACGCAGUGGCAGUAAGCGGCGAUGCCGGUGACGACUUCAUUGGAUUCAAUAUUGAACGACCGCGUGGUGUCGAGGAACCGCAGGAGGAAACUGAAUUCUACGGCCUGCUCGAACCUCAGGAACAGGAAUAUUAUGCGAAUGUGAACAACAAAAUCGUGGCGAAUGAUUUCGAGUCGCCUGAAGACCGCAGCAAGUUCAUCGAGGCAGUGCACCGGGAAACAGAGGGAAAGGAGCUCAAGGUCGCCUCAAGCCAAUCAUGUUCUCGCUACCUAGAAAAGAUCAUUAUGCUCUCUACUCCCGAGCAAUUGCGCCGACUGUUCAGCACAUUCAUUGGCAACCUCACCUAUCUCGUGCGCCAUCGAUUUGGAAGCCAUUGCUGCGAGACAUUGUUCCUGCAAGCCGCAAAGCACGUGGAAAAGGCCACCUCGAAAACGAGCACUGACAGCAGAGAUCUACCUUCGAUGGAAACCCUCUUCCUGCAAGCCACGGAGGAACUAGAGCCAAACAUGGGCUUUCUCCUCACGGAAAGAUUCGCCUCGCAUACUGUUCGCGUCCUGUUUCUUGUACUGUCAGGCGACUCUCUGGACGACGAAUCAGUAAAGACAAUGCUUGCGAGCAGGAAGAAGGAAAAGCUGGACGCACCCGUGGAGAAGGCAUCAGUGUCCGAAAACAGACGCGUCGUCCCGAAGUCGUUCCGAACUGCGCUUGACAGACUCAUCAGCAGCGGCGUCUCGACGCUGGACACGACCUACCUGAGAGCAUUGGCUACACACCCGACCGGCAACCCUGUCCUGCAGUUAUUGGUCCAUCUCGAGCUCAACGGCCCUGCCAAGAGCAAGUCGAGUACCCAGAAUUCCGUAUUGCAGAAGCUUCUACCGGAUGAACAGCUUGAAGAUGGUUCAGAAAGCGCCAAAUUCAUUGCUGGGCUGAUCUACGAUCCCGCCGGCUCGCACCUGGUCGAGAUCCUCGUCAAAGAGUUGCCAGGGAAAACAUUCAAGAAACUCUACAAGAAUAUCCUGAAAUCACGGCUUCGAAGCAUAUGCAAGAAUGACACGGCAAGCUAUGUUGCCAUCAGACUGCUGGAGCGACUGGGCAAAGAUGACCUCGCCGAAGUGAAGGGACCACUACUGGGCGACUUGCCACUACUGAUUGCGCGACGACGGACCGGGCUAAUCCGAGUGCUCGUGGAAAGAUGCGCCGUCCGAGGUGUGGAUCUUGGGGACGUGGCAGAUGUGAUCCGCGCAGAAUACACCAAGGCCAACAGCGACUUCCUUUCAAGCCUCCUCGAUCUGCCGGACUCGGAAACAGGAGCAAAGCUCGAUGAUGUGGCUGACGAGAAAAAGCCCGCCUCAAAGCAGGCACACAAGACAGAUGUCCAUGGCUCACUCCUGGCACAGGCAAUGUUGCAGGCUCCCAAAGUGAGCCAAAUCGUCCAAGACAGCCUCCUAGCCGUGGAGAUGAGCACGCUCAUCGCAAUCUGUCAAGACCCUGCGUCUUCACGGGUCAUACAGUCGGCACUUGCGCCCAAAGACUCCAACCUGCAGUUUCGAAGGCAGUUUGUUCCUCGCUUCUACGGCCAUAUCGCGGCCCUGGCGCAGAACCUCACCGGCUCAUAUGUGGCGGAUGCGUUAUGGUCCGGUACAGAGGGCCUGCAUUUUAUGAAAGAAAGGCUAGCAGAUGACCUUGCCAACCACGAAUCCAUGAUCCGCGAAUCGCCGUUCGGGCGGAACGUAUGGAAGAACUGGGCUAUGGACAUAUACCGUCGCCGGCCUGGUGAAUGGCGCGCACUAGCCAAAGGACAAGGACACGAUCAGACACGAGACGCACCACAGCAGAGGCAGGGUCAGAAUGAAUCAGCGGGCGUGAAAAAGAAGUCGGCAAUCGAGCUUGCGCGAGAACGACAUGCGCAGAAGAAGUCUCAAAGCACGAACAAGAAGCACACUCCUGCCACCUCCGCCAACGCAGUGGUUCCAACGAGGGCGUGA
Messenger RNA from Cladophialophora yegresii CBS 114405, 2115 nucleotides. RefSeq lists its product as uncharacterized. Gene Ontology annotation, biological process: endonucleolytic cleavage in 5'-ETS of tricistronic rRNA transcript (SSU-rRNA, 5.8S rRNA, LSU-rRNA); endonucleolytic cleavage to generate mature 5'-end of SSU-rRNA from (SSU-rRNA, 5.8S rRNA, LSU-rRNA); ribosomal small subunit export from nucleus. Gene Ontology annotation, molecular function: RNA binding. The transcript has a single exon. The record is from RefSeq and is a predicted model, not a curated record. Bases 1 to 2115 code for a protein of 704 amino acids. Gene Ontology annotation, cellular component: nucleolus; 90S preribosome; preribosome, small subunit precursor. Lineage: Eukaryota; Fungi; Ascomycota; Eurotiomycetes; Chaetothyriales; Herpotrichiellaceae.